AUGCCGAUCCUGCAGUACACCCCGCCCUGGUGUGAUUGGCUGCCAUAUGUGGGGGAGGAGGAUGCACUCCGCAUAACUAAACUUGCUGAUGGCAUUAGUUAUAACCCUAUGGAUCAGUCUGCCAUCCGGUAUCUGCCCCCGGCUACCCACGGUUUCGGGAUUGAGGCCGAAGGUAUGCAGGCCAUAUGGCGCGAAUUCGCGAAAACCGUCGACUUUCGCCGUGAAGUGAAUACAAAGUACUGA
This is a messenger RNA of Penicillium psychrosexuale, 243 nucleotides long. RefSeq lists its product as uncharacterized. The transcript is spliced from 2 exons. The coding region runs from base 1 to 243 and encodes 80 amino acids. Lineage: Eukaryota; Fungi; Ascomycota; Eurotiomycetes; Eurotiales; Aspergillaceae. The record is from RefSeq and is a predicted model, not a curated record.